AUCAUGGCCUCGGAAACGUGUUGCGGGCACGAAGGAUGCCUAUCACGGCAUGCUACACACGAUGGCCAAGAACUCGGACCGCAACAUGAGGACGCCUCGUGGCAUCUCGUGCAGCAUCAACCUGUCACAACGUUCUGCACGGCGAUCGCUGCCCAUGUUCCAAUGACUGCUCGCUGAGACACUGUUGCUGGUCACAACCACCACGUUCCUCCCUCAAGGAAUGCACACACGCAAUGGAGUCCUCGAGAUCGUUGUCGAUAUGGAAGCAUCAGGAGAUCACUCAAGACUGGGCGAACUCAAACGAGCCUACUAUGGUGGCGUCACAGGCUGGGGAGAGGUGCUCAACUCAAGUCACCCAGCAACACCUUACAGCCAUGGACUUCAAGGGACCAACCAGCCCAGAAACUACCUCUACGUGCAUAUCCUCAUCGCAUUAUUACUGGGACUCAUGGCCCUCACCCUGGCCUACAGAUGGCUCCACACCUACCACGCAUACUACCGAAGAAAACGUACCGUCAACGGCUCGCCGGAAGUGCAGUCACGUUUCAUGCACAACUUCACAUUCUUCUGGCCGUGGAUCAAGCGCCACAUCGUCUUCGCACCGCUUUUCAAGACACGGCAUAAGGAAGCGAUUCGUCUUUCGGAAGGCUUCGCGAUUGGUGGCCUACCAACAAGAUACAACGCCGUCCUACUUGUCCUCUAUCUGGGAAGCAAUAUCGCAUAUUGUGUCGCGGUAGACUGGCAUCAUAUGCCACCUGCUGCACUCGUCGCCGAACUUCGUGGUCGCUUCGGCGUGUUGGCAGCCUGGAACCUCAUCCCGACCAUCCUCUUCGCCUUACGCAACAAUCCUCUGAUUCCGCUGCUGCGAAUCUCAUACGACACUUUCAACUUAUUCCAUCGAUGGUGUGCCCGAAUCAUGACGCUCGAGGCGCUCCUGCAUGCUAUUAUGUGGGCGAUCAACGCCUUUCAGAGUGGCGGAUUCGAGCAAGUACAACUUUCGCUGGCCACAAGCACGAGUUUUGCAUUUGGACUAUUGGCCGUUUGCGCCUUCGCCACGAUCUCAUUGACCGCAUUCGCACCUUUGAGACAUGCCUUUUACGAGACAUUCAUCGCUUCGCACAGGAUACUGGUCUUGGUGGGCUUGAUCGGCACCUACAUCCACCUGGACAAAGCACGUCUUGAGAUUGUCAUGUAUAUUGAGUUGUGCUUCCUGCUUUGGAUUCUGGAAUGGGUAUUGCGCACCUUCCGAAUCAUGUACUUCAACUUUGGGGGCACGAGAGCAGUAACGAGAAUCAGCGUCCAGGCUCUUCCAGCAGAAGCAUGCCUGCUUACUUUUCAUCUAAGUCGGUCCUGGCGCUGGAAGCCUGGAUGUCAUGUGCAUGUCUACAUGCCUAACAUGUCUCUGGCUUCGAGCCACCCUUUCUCUGUAGCAUGGGUAACUGACUGCAGUGGCGACGAUGAACAGAAGUUGCCUGGUCCGGAAGACGAGUCACUGGACGAGAAGACUCUCGUUGAAUUGAGCAAAAAGCGAUCGUGCAUGAAGCUAUCAAAUUUCCUGCGCCGAAACAAAAUUGCCGAAGUGCAGACUACCGAGGGCUGUGAAAACACCGCGGUGGCCACUCGAAAAACGUCGAAUCCAGUCAUGAAAGGCGUCAAUGCCAGCUCCGUCAGCCUGGUUGUGAAAGCGCGAGAAGGCUUUACGAGACAUUUGUAUGACAAGGCCAGUGCACAACCCAAAAGACAAUUCAGCACCUGGGGUGCUAUUGAGGGUCCCUAUGGUGGCUACCACACUCUCAGCUCCUAUGGAACAGUCGUCCUCUUUGCCGGCGGUGUAGGCAUAACGCAUUGCAUCGACUGCGUCCAUUACUUGGUACGGCAGUAUCGAGCAGGCACUGCGAGCGCACAGAAAAUACUGCUAGUGUGGUCCGUCCGCGACUUUGAGACAAUUCAGUGGAUCAGCAAGUGGAUUAUCGAGAUCUGGGACCUCCUUGGCGAAGAUGCCAAAGGCGUCUUGCGAAUCCACAUGUAUGUCACACGAGCGGGUGGCGUCACGCAGUACGUGCCCAGCUAUGGUGAGUACAUGCAAGUGUCGUGGGGACGCUGUGUGCCCAAGGAGAUCGUCACAUCAGAGCUGGAGCAAAGGAUUGGUGCUGUCGGCGUAACAGUGUGUGGACCUGGAAUGUUUGCGGACUGUGUCAGAGCUGCGACCAGGUCGGUCAUGCAGGAAGGUUGUGUUGAUUUCAUCGAAGAAGCAUUUACUACAUAG
Molecule: messenger RNA, 2266 nt
Organism: Cercospora beticola
Lineage: Eukaryota; Fungi; Ascomycota; Dothideomycetes; Mycosphaerellales; Mycosphaerellaceae
Product: ferric reductase family protein
Biological process (GO): intracellular iron ion homeostasis; copper ion import; iron ion transport
Cellular component (GO): plasma membrane
Molecular function (GO): ferric-chelate reductase activity
Source: RefSeq, a predicted model, not a curated record